UGAUCUUUCGGUCUAAUUUAUUGCCUACAAGAGGGUCAGUAGUGAAGGGGGACCUGAUGGACGGGCGGCAGUGACGGGACGGGACGGGACGGGCUGGGCUACCCGCGGCAGUGGCGUGAGGCGGCCCCGUGUUCCUGCAUCAUCGGCGCCGGACUCACCGAGGGGCUUCGCACGGCACCGAUUCACCUUGUUGAUUCCGAGCGGAGGGCGGCUGGGAGGGAGGCCUCCGACACUCCGUGCAGGCACACGUAGGCAGACCCGCACAGAGGUGGUUACAAGCCAGGGGAAACAGGCGCACACAGACACCCACAGACACACAGACACCCACAGACACACAGAGGCGCACACAGACACACAGAGGCGCACACAGACACCCACAGACACACAGAGGCACCGACAGGCCCAGAGAGAGAGACACACACACACACAGGUACAGACAGAAAUACACACACAGGCAGAUACAGACACACAGGCAUGGGCAUGUAAACCUUGACACAGGCACUGUGUCACACACAUUUAUACACAGACACAAUAACAAACACACACACAGGCCAACACACUGUCACAGUAACACAGCCACACACACACAGUCGCACACCCACUGACACAAUCACACACACACCGUCCGACACAUACACACAAUCAGACACCAAGAGAGAUGGACAGGCAGCCAGAUAGAUGCACAUGAAGCUACCUCGACAGUCACAGAAACAGAGACAUACACAGCCAAACAGGCAGAGAAGUAUAUAGCUUAGGACGAGCACACAAACAUAAAUUGAGACACGUAGAGGCGGGCGCACAUUGAAUCACACUCUCAAAAUGGACAAAUAGCAAAUUAGAAAGGAGUUUUUUUUUACUCCGUUGAGUAACUGCCAGUCAGGAGGCAUAAAGGACUGGCGUCAGGCAGAUGCUUAAUUACUAGGCGGCAGCAGCAUCACUGACAGUCUGCAGCUCUGUCAACAUGAAAAAAAUCUGGGCAAAGAAACGACUUCAGACUCGGAGGAAUGUGGUGAAGAGGAGGCAUUUGAAGCACAGAAGACGGAACCCUCCGAGGAACACCAGGGCCCUCAGAGUGCUGUCCGAAGAGUGCCUGCAGGGACCUCUGUGAGGACACGCUGGUCAGGAGUCACCUUGAAGACAGCCUUGACCCUGGCCUCAGGUGGGAGUCGAUGGCACAGGCGCAGGGCACCCAUCCCGGAAGUCCCAGAGCGGGGGGACUCCCGCCGGCCAGUCCCAAAGCCCCACGGGUGGGCCAGGCCCUGCAGACCACCCCUCUUACCCCGCGGCGCAAGCUCAGCACCCCGGUGGAGUACAGUGACACCGUCCCCGCCGAGUUCCAGGACAAGGUCAAGAAGCCGAAGAUGGAGGACGAGCCGGGAGGGGAGAGCUUGGGGGGUGUCUCGCCCGUGCACUCCCGCUCGGGCUCCAAGGAGAGGGUGAGGUACCUGGAGACCUUCCCGGAACGCCGGAGGAGCUUCGACCUGUCGGACGGGCAAGCCUGGCCCGGCUUCCGCAAGUCCCGCUCGUUUGACCACGCGGACGCCCGGGAUGGCCGGCGGCGGACAUCAUUCUCCGACCUGUUGGAGGCUGAGGGCCGAGGGGCGGAGCAGAGGCGCUCCCUCUUCAGGCAGAAGGCGGCCUCCUUCGACGAGCGGGGCCGGUACGCCCACCGGGCGCGCGACCUGGAGCUGAAGAUCUCCGAGGAGCUCAGACGCAUCAAGAAGACGGCCAUGAGCUCGCCGGCCAAGCCAAUGCUGAGGUCCCCCGUGCUUGAGCGGGCCGUGAACCGGGAGCUCUCCUCCCGCAAGGCCGCCGCUGCCGCUCAGCAGCCGGAGCUCCCGUCGCUGGCCCCCCUCCCGUGGCUGAAUCCCCAGAGACCGCAAGCGGCGCCUGUCCCCCCCUCCGUCCCCCGUAAGCCUCUCCAGAGGGGACUGGCCACAGCCAGCGGCGAGGGCGAGCGCCCGGAGCCCACCGGGGAAGCUCGGUACUUGGCCGCCAAUCACCUCAACCGAUCGCCAGCCGGAACCGGGAGACGGGAGCAGCAGGCAGAACUCCUUCCCAUUUCCAGCCCGGCGCCGCAAGUCCCAGAUCAAUCCCCCUCGCCCUUCGUGGUGGAGAAGAUCAAGAAGGUCACCUUGAGCUCUGAGACCCAUUCGCCAAUCACAGUUGCCAGUCUGAGCAAGCUUGAGGUGAUUGGAGGCUCCGGUCGCCAAGGCAAGCCAUCAUCUCCUGUCUCCAAGGACGUGUCCAAGGAUGGGCCGGAUCGGCUGGGGGGUGCCAUCUCGGGCUUGGGUCUUCAGGAGAGUGGUCCGAGGCUUGGCAUCACACCCCUCAGUCCCGCGGUUCCCCUCAGCACACAGGGACGUGUGGACCCGAGAGCCGUUGGGGAGAAAGAAGAUCCUGAAAAAGAGGGUGUGAGGGAAGAGACCAAAGUCCCAGCGAUGGAGAAAUCAACCCGCAAAGCUUCCAGAGGGAGAUCCAAGAAAUCUCGCCCCGUAUCACCAGAACUGGAAUCCUCAGACGACUCCUAUGUCUCGGCUGGUGAAGACCCCUUGGAGCCACCGGUGUUUGAGAUCGCCAUCACUGACACAGUGGUCACAGUGGGAUCCGGAGUGCUCCUGAAAUGUAUCAUCACCGGAACCCCCUUGCCUGAAGUGACCUGGAAGAAAGAUGGGGAAAUCCUGAAAACCAGCCAGACGCACAUCCUGAAAGCGGAAGGGGAGAGACAUACCCUCUUCAUCCCCUCGGCUAGUACUCUAGACGGUGGCCUGUAUUCUGUCAGCGCAGCCAAUGAAGUCGGCCUGUCCAGUUGUUGUGCCUCAGUCCAGGUUCGGGCAGAUUCUGCCGCAGAUCCUCGUUCGCAAGCCGUCCCAACCGAGCUCUACAGUCCCAUCACCUCGGACGAAGAGUACCUCAGCCCCUUAGAGGAACCCGGUGACCUAACCUACAAAGGCAAGCAAGCCCUGAAGCUGCCAGAGGUUCGUGAGCAGCGGAGUGCGGACGAGCGGCAAACUGUCAUCAAAAGCCACUUCAAAGCGCCGCCCACCUUCGAGGUGCCCCUGAGCAACCAGACUGCAGUGGAAGGAGAGAACAUCAGUUUAACCGUGCGUGUGCGGGGUGAACCAAAACCCAUCAUUUAUUGGCUGCGGAACCGGGAGCCAGUGAAAAGUGACAGUCGCCACUACGUGCUGGAGGGAGAGAGCGGCCGUUUCCACCUGAACAUCAUGGCCGUGCAGAGGUCCGACUCCGGAAUGUACUCCUGCAAAGCCAUUAACGAGUACGGCACAAAGCAAUGCAGCAGCAAGCUGGAGGUCAAAGGCCAGCGUGACGUGCAGGUGCUGGCGAUCGUGGCCCCCGCUCGGGACAUCACGGUGAACGCUGGCGAGUCAGCCUUCUUCGAGUGCGAGGUGCGCGGUCCCCCCGACAUCGACGUCGACUGGCUGACCAACGGGAAGCUGGUCCAGCCAGCCCUCCUCAACUGCAAGAUGCACUUCGACGGCAAGAAGUGCAAGCUGCUUCUCAAGUCGGUGCACGAGGACGACACAGGGGUGUACACCUGCAAGCUCAGCACAGUGACAGAUGAGAAGACGUGCAGUGCCCAGCUGACAGUGCUGCCCUCCGUCCCUCCUCUCUUCACCAGGAAGCUGGAAGACAUCUUCGUGAUUGAGGGCAGGACCGCCCACCUCGACGUGAAAGUGAGCGGGACCCCUGCCCCCACCGUCACCUGGAUGCAUUUCGGAGAGAAGGUGGUGGAGACGGACGAGGUGCGGAUCGUGAGGGAUCAGGGGCUGCACUCGCUUCUCAUCAUGCACGCGGUGUCCGAGAAUGAAGGGGAGUACUCCGCCAUUGCCCAGAACGUUCACGGGGACGCCUUCUGCUCAGCGGAGCUGUACAUCGAGGAGCAGCGGCCAGUCAUCUCCUCACCAAUGGCCAAGCUGGAGAAGAUGCCGUCCAUUCCCGAGGAGCCGGAGAUCCCGGAGAACGAGCUGGAGCGCUUCACCAUGCCGGACUUCAUCAAGUCCAUCCAGAACGUGGAUGUGACAGAGGGAAAGGACGCGGUGCUGGAGUGCCAGGUGAUGGGGCUGCCCUACCCCACCAUCAGCUGGUACCACAACGGCCAGAAGCUGCAGAGCACAGAGGACAGGAGGAUGACGCAGUAUAAAGACAUCCAUCGCCUGGUCAUUCGCUGCGUAGACCAUUCACACGCGGGCGUUUACAAAAGUGUCAUAGCAAACAAGGUGGGGAAGGCCACUUGUUACGCCCACAUCUACGUGUCUGAUGUGGUCCCUGACCCUCCCAACGGGCCGCCAGUGGUGGUCGGACUGACCGGUCGCACUGUCACCCUUCAGUGGAACAAACCGAAGAAACUUGACCCCUCAAUAGAUCCUACCACCCUGACAUACGUCAUUCAAAGCCAGGUGCUGGGAACAGCUCAGUGGCACAUCCUGAAAACCAACAUCAGGGACACCACCUUCACUAUUCAGUCACUGAACAAAGGCAUCCAGUACCUGUUUAGGAUCCAGAGCGCGACGUCCAAAAGCUGCAGCAAACCGUCCCCAGUAUCGGAGCCUGCCAAACUACUGGACAGAGGCCCCUAUCUGGAGGAGGCUCCCUGCAUCAUAGAUAAGCCAGACGUUGUGUUUGCUGUGGAGAACCAGAGCACCUGUAUUAUCUGUACGCUGAACUACGUGCAGGCAGAUGUCACCUGGACCAGGAAUGGAGUGGAACUGACCAACAGACCCCGGGUGUACGAGCUGAGUAUGAGCGAUGAUGACCAGCACAUGCUGAAGAUCGUGAAGGUCAGCAGGGCUGAUGUGGGGGAGCUGGUGGUCUCGGCCAGCAACCAGCACGGGGAGGACACCUGCCGUAUCCUCCUCCACCUGGCAGAGGCACCACGGUUCGAAUCGAUCAUGGAAGACAUGGUGGUGAGGCCAGAGGAGACAGCCAGGCUCGCUGUGGUGGUGGAAGGGAAGCCACUGCCAGAUAUUCACUGGUACAAAGAUGACACCAAGUUGGUGGAGAGCAACCACCUGUCGUUUGUGUAUGAUGACAGCGAGUGUUCUCUGGUGAUCCUGAACACCACCGCGUCUGACAGCGGAGUCUACACCUGCACGGCCAGGAACCUGGCCGGAGAGGUUUCGUGCAAGGCGGAGCUGACCGUGCAGAAGGGAAAAUCAGAGAGUGACGAGCAAAUGGACGAUGAGGAGACAAUCUUGCGUAAGAUGAGACUGCUGACUGACUACUAUGAUGUGCACCAAGAGAUAGGCCGCGGUGCGUUUUCCUGCGUGAAGCAAGUCACAGAGAAGAGUAGUAACCUCGACUAUGCAGCCAAGCUGAUCUCCUUCCGCGCCACUCCUCGGGAGGACGCGAUUCGGGAGCUCGAGAUCCUGUCCCAGCUCGACCACGAGAGAGUCGUCUACUUCCACGAUGCGUUCGAGAAGAAGAACAGCGUCACCAUUAUCCUAGAACUCUGUGCUCAGGAGGAACUGUUCGAUCGGUUGAUCAGGAAGCCUGUUGUUUUGGAAACCGAGGUGAGGCUCUACAUCCGACAGAUCCUGGAGGGCAUCAGCUACCUGCACCAGAACAACAUCCUUCACCUGGACAUCAAGCCCGAUAAUAUCCUCAUGGCCGACCUGGCCAGCGAGAACAUCCGGAUCUGUGACUUCGGGAAUGCUCGGGAGUUCACUCCGGACACGCCGCAGUACUGUCUGUUCGGAACGCCGGAGUACGUCUCGCCGGAGAUCGUGAAUCAGACGCCAGUCUCUCAGGGCACCGACAUCUGGCCCGUGGGAGUCAUCGCCUACAUUGGGCUAACUGGGAUCUCCCCAUUCGCCGGAGAGAACGACAGGUCCACAUUGUUCAACGUGAAGAACUACGACGUGGCCUUCGAGGAGAAGAUGUUCACAAACCUGAGCCGGGAAUCGAAGGGCUUCGUCACCAGGCUGCUGGUGGAGGACAAGCACCGGCCUUCGGCGGACAACUGCCUCCAGCACGCCUGGUUUUCAAGCAUCUUCACGGUGAAGGGGAAGGUGAUCAGCACUGACCAUCUGAAGGCUUUGGUUUCCCGCAGGAAGUGGCAGCGUUCCCUCACCAGCUACAAGUCCUCCAUGGUGCUGAGGUCCAUUCCUGAGCUGCUGGCCGACUCCUCUGGCCACGUCAGCCUGGGCCUGCCUCGCCAGCUCCGGGACCCCCGCCUCUCCUCGUCUUCUGACUCGGACGACAUCGACGAGUUCCCGCUGCUGCCGAUGCCCGUGCAGGCGGAACCCCGGGCGGCCCGGCUCCCUCUGCACCAGCUCCGGGGCCUGGAGGAGGAGGGGGAGCGGACUGGCCUGGAGGGAGAGGAGUCGUCCCCGCGGGACCCAGCGGCUGGGCCGAGCGAAGGGGAGCCGGGCCGAGGCGGCGGCGGUGACGUAGCAGCGAGGAAGAGGCCCUCGGAGGGCGGCCCGGCCGACUCCUCGGAUGGGGAGCCGCCAGAGAAGCCGGGGGUGGCGGCGGCAGCGGCAGCGCGCCGAGGCCUGAGCGCCGAGGCCCCUGACUGGCCCAGGCCCCCCCGCAGGAGGGGAGAGUUCCGCCGGGGCAGCUCGGCCGACUCGGCCCUGGCCCUGCUGGGGGCCGAGGAGGACAGGAGCCUGGAGCCCGAGGCCGGGCCUGGAGGGCCACCGGCUUUGAGAGCGGGCAGCCUGAAGAAAUCGGUGUCCAUGGAGCUGCCACGCCGGAGCCCCAGCCCCGGGUCCCGGAGGCCUGAGGAGGCAGCGGGCGGGAGGCGCCGGGGGGCCUCAGGCCCCGAGGACUACAGCCUGAAGCUCGAGUUGCUGCGGCAACGGCUGCUGCGGGGUGGCUCGGUGGACAACAAGAUGAGCGGCCUGCGUGGCCCUCUGCUGGAACGUCUGGGCCUCCCCGACGGCGACCCCAGGGGCACGGGCCCGCCCACCCUCGAGCGCCAGGCCCUGAGGCCUCCCAGGCCGGACAAGGGGGCCGGCUCACAGCCUCGCCUGGCCCGGGCCGCCUCCAGCGAGGCUGCCCCCAGCCAGGAGGAGCCGGAGCGCCGGGCCCUGCGCAAGACCGCCUCCUUCUCGCAGGCCGAGCCCCCCACCCUGCACCGGCGGCUCGGCGCUCCGCUGGAGAUCCCCCUGCACCCAGUUGCGCCCCGGGGCGCCAGCCCUGAGCCCCAGUUCCCGCUCAGAGAGUCGCCUUCCCUCUCCGCCCUGAGCGAGCCGCUGCCCAGAGCCGGGCCCGACGCCUCUAGGCCUCCCACCCCGGCCCGGACUGCCAGGCCAGCCGAGCUGUCUCCAAGGCCCGUCACGCCUCAGAUUCAAGUAGUGCCCGCUGCCCCUGAGGUGGACGGGCCCUGCACCAGGGUCAUGAUAGGAAAGACCGCGGUCGUCACCCACAGCAACCUGUCACCAGAGCCCAAGCCCGAGCCUUUACCCCAGGCCAGGCCCAAGCCAAUAACCCAGGCCCUCCCUGAGCCUCCCUUAACCCAGACCCAGCCCAAGCUAUUACCCCAGGCCAGGCCCGAGCCCUCCUUAACCCGAGCCAGGCCUGAACCAUUACCCCAGGCCAGGCCUGAGCCUCCCUUAACCCAGGCCCGGCCUGAGCCUUCCUUAACCCAGGCCAGACCCGUGCCAACUUUACCCCAGGCCACACCCGAGCCUUCCUUCACCCAGGCCAGGCCUGAGAAGUCCCGGCCCCUCAGCGCAGAUAAACCCCCUGCCUCGGCAACAGACAAGGAAGCACUUGAAGGAACAGGCCAGGCACCAGAGCCAGCGGCUGACCGGCCCGACUGCCGGAGGCCCGAGCCAGAGAAGGAUCGACAGCUGCCUUCCGCCCCCCAGCCCCCCGCCCGUCGGGCUCGUCCCGUCAGACCGGUCCUUGCUCCUUCCCCGGACGAGACCGCCAUCACCCCGCCUCCAGGCUUCCGCUCGACGGAUCUGGAAGGCGGUCAUGAAGGGGAGCGGCAGCCCGAUGCGUUGGCCGGGCCCUGGGACUCUGGCCGGGAGCUCCCCAGGCAGGAGGAGGGAGCCUCCACAGGCACAGAGGGCGGUCCGAGUGGGGAGGGGCGCCCGGCGAAGGUGAAGGUGAAGGCCUCCAGCGUGGCCCAGUGCCUGAACAUCGAGAACAUCGAGUCCGAGGAGGUGUUCGAGGCCAGGUUCAAGAGGAGCAGGGAGUCCUCCCUGAGCCGGAGUCUGAAACACUUGAUGAGGCCAAAAUCCGAGGAGAAGGUGGAGCAGUUGGCCCAGGCCGCAGACAGGGUGUACCGGCCCGGGCCUUCGGGGGAGCCCCUGCAGCUGGUGAAGGCGCAGGAGCCGCUGGUGAACUACGGGGAGGGCAGGUCCAGGUCCGAGCAGAACAUUCCAGAAGCCUCGAAGGAUUCCAGUUUCAUCAGGAAGCUGUCGCUGCGGUUGAAGGGGACGCCGGCUGGCGAGGGCAAGGAGGAGAGGCCGAGAGAGGGCGGCCCGCGCAAGCUGUCCUGGUCCCUGGGCAGAGGGAGCGGGAAGGAGAGGAGGGAGGAGGAGAGGGAGGAGGCGGCGGGAGAAGGCGCCGAGCCCGAGGGGGUCAGGAAGCAGCCCAAGAGCUCGCCGGGGGUGGCGGUGCGGAGGAAGAUCGAGUCGACCAUCUCGGGCAUCUCCCUGCGCUUUGGGCGCAGCCAGUCGGAGGAGAGGAUGCAGGAGGUCCCCACACAAGCCAACGUCCCCGUCCAGCAGGAGGCCAAAGAGGGCAAGCGGCCCUUCCUGUCCCUGCUGAGGCGCUCUACCUCGGAGGCGGGUUCCCUGAAGAAGGUGGGCGUCCCUCAGAACCAGCUGGCCACCCAAGCCCGCUCUGCACCCUCCUCCGAGUCACUGCAGUCAGACACCAGCCUGUCCACCAAGCAGGAGAGAGCGUCUGUACAUGGAGAACGAAAGUCCCGGUGGGAUCGAUGGGGAUUCUCACGAAUGAGAAGAGAUAAAGCAAUAUCACAACCCAAUAUCUCGCUCGCUGUAGCCUCUGAGGACAGCCCGGCCGUCUACCACAGGAGUGCCUCAGAUUUCCCACCCAUCUUCCACGUGAAACUGAAAGACCAGAUGCUGCUGGAAGGUGACCCCCUGACCCUCUGCAGUUUACCAGCAGGAAGCCCAACACCCAUUAUCACCUGGGUGAAAGAUCAGAGGCCCCUGCUGUCCGACGAUCGGGUGAAGGUCGUCUCGUGUGCCGAUGGACGGCAGUUGGUGACCAUCCUGAAGACCUCAAGGAAGGACAUUGGCGUCUACGAGUGCAUGGCCACCAACCCCCUGGGCACGGCCACCAGCUCCUGCAUCGUGUCCCUUGCACGUCUCCCCGGGCAACCAGGACCCCCUGAGAUCCCCCAGAAGUACAUGAACACGGCACUGGUCCUCUGGAAGCCCGCCGAGUCACCUGGUCCCUGCAGCUACACUCUGGAGAAGAAACUCGAAGGAGAGGAGAAGUGGACAGUGAUGGCCACCGGGAUCUCCGACUGCUUCUUCAAUGCCACCGAGCUGAGCGAGGGCACGCUCACGUUCCGAGUCGCCUGUGUUAACAAAGCCGGGCAAGGGCCCUACAGCCAAAGCUCAGAGAUGAUCGUCAUUGGGGACGAGAAACCGGGUGCGAGAGAACCAGAGCUGGCACCUGCACCAACAGCAGCUCCCACCAUCUCUCCGGUGCCCGUGUACCCUGCCAAGGUGACGCCAGGACUCACGGUGACAACUCCCGCCGCCAGCCCCUCGACCUCUGCGCCGGCAAAGACAACAGCUCCAGCCCCAUCUCACUUCUCCACCAGCCUCACCACCACCGUGACUCCUGUCCCAGCAAAGGCGCCGGCUCCCGCCCCAUCAAAGGUCCCCGCCGCCUCCACCACAGCCCCACCCGUCUCCCCCGCCUCGCCUGCCGUCUCACCGCUCCCGACGCCCUCGGUCGCCCCCGCCCCAUCUCCCAGCGUCUCCCCAGUGGGACCGAAGUUAUCAGUGUCGCCGUCCAGGCUCUCCCCCACCUCCAAACCGGCUGACGGGUCUGGCACAGGACUGAGGCAUGGAGUCCCACAGAAGCCAUACACCUUCAUGGAAGAAAAAGCCAGAGGGCGUUUUGGCGUGGUCCGAGAGUGUAAAGAAAACGCCACGGGGAAGAUUUUCAUGGCCAAGAUUGUCUAUUACGAAGGAGAGAACAAGCAGGCUGUCCUGCAGGAGUACGAGGUCCUAAAAGCCCUCCACCACGAGAAGGUCAUGUGUCUCCAUGAAGCCUACGUCACUCCUCGAUACCUGGUCCUCAUCUCAGAAAACUGCUUGGGAAAGGAGAUCCUGUACAGUCUGAUUGACAGGUUUCGGUACUCGGAGGAUGACGUGGUGGGAUACAUCCUGCAAAUCCUACAGGGCCUGGAGUACCUGCACAGCCGGCACAUUGUCCACCUGGACAUCAAGCCCGACAACGUCAUCGUCACCUUCCUCAACAUCGUCAAGCUGGUGGACUUCGGCAGCGCCCACUUCUUCAACCCGAUCGUGCCCAAGGCGCUGGGCCACCGCGCGGGCACGCUGGAAUAUAUGUCUCCUGAAAUGAUGAAGGGCGACCCCAUCGGACCACCGGCUGAUAUCUGGGGUCUGGGCGUGCUGAUUUACAUCAUGCUGAGUGGACGAUCACCCUUUGCCGCGUCUGACCCAGAGGAGACAGAGAACAGAAUCAAGUCGGCACAGUUCGACCUCACAAAGUGCUACCCCAAUGCGUCACAGAAUGCCGCACACUUCCUCAAACGGGUGCUCUGCAUGUUUCCAGCGUCGCGUCCCACGGUGAAGGAGUGCCACGCCAACCCCUGGCUGCAGGACAACUACUUGAUGAAGCUACGGCGCCAGACCCUGACCUUCACCACCACCCGCCUGAAGGAGUUCCUGGUGCACCACCAGCGCAAGAGGGCCGAGUCCCUGACCAGGCACCGCGUCCUCCUCCGCACCUACAGCGGUGUCUCCUCCCGGCCCGGCACCCCGGGCAGCAGUCCGGCUGCCCAGUGACCCCCCCCUCCGCCCCCCCCAACACCCAGCGGGGCAGGGUGACGGAACAUUCCAGUCAGUGUGCAUCGGAACACCCAAACCUCCUGCCCCACCUCUCCCAGUGACGGACCCUCGGGGAGAGUUGGCGAGCAAGAACUGAACCACUGGCACCCAGGGCUGGUGGGGGUUGGGGUGGGGAAGGCGGGGGGGUUGUUAAAUGAAUGUAAUUUUUGCCCCUGGCGACAGAAUAAGGAAGCCCCCCCCCACCCCUGCGCACUCGCCUGCCCCUCGGAAGCCGUGGGCAACAGUGGGCUUGCGAAGUCAGCGUAGGGCUGUGGGUGGGGUGUGGAGGUGGUCUUGGGUGGGGGAGAUUUGGGGAGUGGUGGGGGGUGUGGAGAACAGCCAACAGCAGCAGCACCUUGCCCGUACCUCCACCCUCCUCGCCCCACCCCCGCCCACCACCCUCCCCGCCAACCCCCCCUCCCCGCUCCUCAACCCCCACCCUGAGCCACUCAGAAAGAGCUGAGAGGCGGGGCUGGGCUUGGAGGCGAUGGGUCAAAUGGUCCUGCGCCCUGGGUUGCUUGGACUGUGUCCAGGAGGUGGGGGUGUUGGUCCCUGGAGACACAGCACAGAAGCGUGAGGGCUCAGCUUUCAGUCGAACACCCUGUAGCAAGAUCUUCACUCAGCCUUGUUGUCCACUCCCCCUCAUCCCCCUCACCUUCCCUUCCUCUCCGUCCCUGGGAGACUGCUCAGCCCUGUCGAGGUGUAGCAAUGGUGUCGAGGGGGCGGAGAUGGCCAAGAGGGUCCGACAUUUCAGGCACUGAAGGUCCAGGGGACAGAGAUCAGAGCCAAGCCCUCGUCCUGCACUGAGAGACCCCUUGGCGGGGGAAGUCUCUGUCUUGCCACCAGGAAGACGAUGAGCUCAAGAGGUGGGGUCUGAGCCAGGGUUUGGGUCCAGACUCGCUCGAGGGAGCAUCGGCAAACGCACACUGGGGUUUCUGCAUUCAUUUUUAUACUUGUGCAUACACGUCAGGGUGAAGCGUGCAUCACACACACACACACACACUGGUGCACAACCCACGCGUGCGCAUGCACCUUGCUUUAAAUAAUGCAGUGAAUUAUUGCACAGCACAAGAGCUAAGAAGCAAAAAAACAAGAGGGGAGAUCCCUUUCAUGUCUGUGUAUUUAGAUCAUACUAAGCUCCAGCAAUUAGUAAGGCAAACUUUAGAUCUCUUUGUUCGAGGUUCUGCUGGAAGACAAGAGUUAAAUGCCAGUGGCUUGCACCAAUCACUUAGGCCCUGCUUUGUAUCACCAGUGAAUCCAAAGCUUUCACCUUUCAGCAGGAUUAGCAGAGGGAAGCAGCAGGGAGGGCGGAGAGAGACAGGCUGGGGUAGGAGACCAGUCCACGGGGUGAUAAACUGCCUCUCCCCAGCCAGCCCAGCACGAACCAGGGCCCACUCACGGGGAGCGGGAAGUGGACACAUCACUGAAGAUUGACCCAAGGGAUAUUUCAGGCUGGCCUUUGAGGAACAGACAGCAGGAGGGGAGUGGUGUGGGAAGGAAUCCCCAAGCCCCGGCUCCCAGCAGGAGAAAUGGAGGCAGGAGAAGGCCAUUUGGCCCCUCGAGCCUGCCCCUGCCAUUCAAUAUGUUGGUUGAUCUUUUACCUCCGAGCCUACGUUAUUGCACUAACCCCUUAUCCCUCAGCUCCCUGAACUUCCAACGCUCUAUCCGUCCCAGAACGAAUGGGCUCAUUGGGAGAACCAGUGAGGGGAGAGUUUAAAACUGAGCAUGACUACACGGGGACCUGUGGAGACUGGUGCAGGGCUGCGAGAGGUUGGAGAGAGGAGACGUGGCCAUCCUGAGGACCUUCCUGAGGUCCUGUCCCCGUUAGGAGUGAGACGUUGCUGGGGGCUGUCCCCUCCUGAACCGUCUGUGGUGAAACCAAAAUGGCCCUUUAAUUGGGUUAGUUCAUCCAACUUUCGCCUCACUCAGCAUUGCCCUCAUCCACAAUCAAUGCCCCCUCCUUCCCCCACCAGCUCCCUGGGCACUCUCAGCCCCUGCCCCAGUCUCUCCCUGUCGACCUCGCCUGUCAGCAACCUUCCCAACCUCCUCCCUCCCCUUCACCACUCACCUCCUCCUACCCCCUCUUUCCACUAAUCUCUCCUCUCCCCACCCUCCUUCCCUGCAGCCUCCUCCCCUCUGCCUCAGCUCCUCCUGCCCCCUUCCUCCUAACCCUCUCCUCUCCCUGAUACCAUGCCCUCUCAAUGCUCUCUCUCCCUCCCUCUCUCUCUCUCACUCUCUCUCUCACUCUCUCCUCUCUCACUCCCUCUUUUCCCCCUCCUCCUCCUCAGGAACAAACCUCCCAAAGUGACCUGACUCAACUCCAAAAGAUCACAGGGUCACUGUUCAGCAAUAUUACCAUCAAGUUGGUUCCAGUUCCCACCUCCAAACAUUUCUCCUUCCCUUCAAAUCCACUUCUGAGAUUCCUUACAUCCAUUUCUGUCACCCUGACAGAGAUUUGCUCACAGUGCCGACAUUCAGUGUCCUGUACCUCCUCAUUUUUGUUCUCAAAGCCUUUCUUUCUGCUUUUAUUUCCCUCUCUCUCUCUAUCUCUCUCUGACCCUGUUUCACCAUCUCCCCCUUCUCUCUCUCUCUCUCUCUGUCAUUCUCCUACCCCAUCCCUUACCCUGUUUCUCUCCCUAUCUCUCAUCCGUCUCCCCCCGCCCCCCUCACCUUCUCGCCAUCUCCUCCUCUCUCCCGUGGAUGGAGUGAACUGUGGAGGGGAAACAGAACACUGACACAAGAUGAAAGACCCAGAGCCCUUGAUCAGGAUUUAAGUUUACGCAAAUCACAAACUAAGUGCUCAAACGAUUAAGGUGUAGAGGGUAAGUUAGCAUUUCUUGCAAGGGGUUUGGAUUUCAACAGUGAGGAAACCUACUACAAUUAUCCCAGGUUGGGAUGAGACCAGACCUGACCACACUGUGUGCAAUUUUGUUCUUCACUCUGAAGGAAGGUUACACAGUAGAGUGAGUGCAAUGUAGGUUCCGUUUAUUGGUAUCUGAGAUGAGUGUUGUCCAUUGGGAGAGAUUAGCAUUGGCCUAUUGUUGCUGAAGGUUAGAAGAAUGAGGGGCCAUAUUAUUGGGCUGUGGAGAGUUAUGGCCUGUCCCUGCAGAGGAUUCCCCUGGCCAGGGGGUUCAGAACAGCAAGCUGGUCUCGGGAAAUGGGUGGGCCACCUGGGACGGAAGAAACUUCCUCUCAAGAGGUUCGUAAAUCUGAGGAAUUCUCUCUCCCAGAGAGCUGCGGCGGUUCUGAGGUGGUUCGGUUGCCAAGAGAUUGUGGCAGAAAGUGAGGCUGGGUCAGGGAGGCUCGAGGGGCUCCAGCUUCUUGUGGCCUUCUGUUUCCCUCCUCCUCCAACACUCUGUCCACCUCCCUGUUUCCUUCACCCUUACAGACCCUUUGUCCCUCUGCCUCCCUCAUUCACCCUCUCUCUAUCCUCCCCUCUCUCUACUCUCACUGUGUACCCCUCUCUCCUCUGUCCCCUUCUGACCCUCUCACUCUCUCACCCCUCUCUCACUCUGAGCCUCUCACUCUGACCUACUCUCUCCUUCUGCUCCCUUUCACUCCCUGACCCCCCCUUCACUCCCUGACCCCCCCUCCCUUUCUGCCCCCUCGCUCACUCUCUGAUCCCCUCACCCCCUCUCUGACCCCCCCGUCUCACCUUCCACAUCUCUGCCUCUCCCCUCUGACCUCCUCCCUGACCCCCCCUUCACCAUCUGACCCUUUCUCACCCUCUGCCCCCCUCUCUCACCCUCCGAUCCCUCCCUCGCCCUCAGACACCCUGUCUCUCUGCCCCCCUUUCUCAUGUUCUGCUUCUCUCUCUCUCUUUCCUCGCUCUCUGCACCCCCAUCUCUCCCCCUCGGACCCCCUUUACCCUUCUCUCACCCCCUCCCCCUCUCAAGAUCAAGUUUUGAUCUGCCUCCCCUCCCCCCCAGUUACCCUCCCACAUGGAGAGACUCCCCACUACCUCUGCCCCUCUCCCCCUCACACACUGCCUUACCCUCCAGUGCCUCCCCUCCCACAGCUACCCCCAGACCACCCCUUGGACAGGAGACCCAUGGAAAGACUCGUCCAUUAAAGACCCCAAAUCUUCACACGAACCACAGCAAGAGCAAGCAAAAGGUGGUGUUCAAAGUGGAAAUGAUCAACAGGCUGCUGAAGCGGAUGGUGUCGGAUCCUUGGGAAUACCGGUGUACAUGUGGAGACUGGCGGGUGUGGGAUCCGUGUUUCCCACGUCAGCCCCGUGCUCUGGAGAUGCACGGGUGAUGCUGUCUUCAAAAAGCCCUGUCAAUGUGAUGAUGGGGAUGCGAUGUAGACUUUCUCACUGGACACAGGUGGUUUUCAAUGAGUGUGUAAUCUCUGGGAACGGAUGAAGCAGGCGUAGUGUGUCCGGGUUUGAUGGCUGCAGUUAGUUCUGGCGAGCAGCAGUGGCAUGGCAGCUGAGAAAUAAAGACAGCCAGAAACCG
Pristis pectinata (smalltooth sawfish) is the source of this 15493-nucleotide messenger RNA. It is a transcript of the gene spega, whose product is annotated as striated muscle enriched protein kinase a. NCBI's taxonomy places the organism in Eukaryota, Metazoa, Chordata, Chondrichthyes, Rhinopristiformes, Pristidae. Gene Ontology annotation, molecular function: protein kinase activity; ATP binding; protein binding. The record is from RefSeq and is a predicted model, not a curated record. The transcript is spliced from 40 exons. Bases 1170 to 10991 code for a protein of 3273 amino acids. Gene Ontology annotation, biological process: protein phosphorylation.